Messenger RNA from Cuscuta epithymum, 1543 nucleotides. The record is from the annotation of a GenBank genome assembly. NCBI's taxonomy places the organism in Eukaryota, Viridiplantae, Streptophyta, Magnoliopsida, Solanales, Convolvulaceae.
CAUAUCUCUAAAUAACUUUACCUUCCAAGGCUAACUUAAUAUUCAUGUAGUUAAUAUAAUUUUUAUUUGCUAUUUAACUUUAAGUCUAAUUUUGUUCUUACAUGAAAUUUAGGUUUUGUGAUUCAAUCGAACUAUUACUUUUAAUUCUAAAUACAUAAGCUGCAAGUAUCAACAGUUCAAUCUAAUUUAUCUUUUCAUAGAGAAUGAACUUUAUAACAUAUAACCUGAGCAGAGCGGAAAGAGUACUAAUUUUAAAUAUGGUUAACAAUUCGGGACACAAAGGUAAGGUCCCGGCACGAGCCCAAAAUGGCAUCUGGGGGCGAGCCCAACCAUCCAAUAUGUCCCUGCCCAGUCAUCUAAACUUGGGGGUGGACCUUUGAAUGAUGACCCUUAAUCCUGGUAUAGUCAGCUCAGGCACUAGCCGUUCGACGCCCUUAGCAUCUACAAUGGGUUGUUCAGGCUUGGUCAUCAGGCCCCUGGCCUCGUGUGCUGAGCUGGUUCAUUUGCUCUUCUCCCUUGUGUCCAAUAUUCUAAAUGCUGCUCUAAUUCUUCAUCCUUUCGGUGUUGUCUCCCCAAAGGAAUGUAACCGGGGCAUCCUCCCUUGAGUAUGAUCGUUCAUUCAGACUGAACAUAGAGGACUGUCGGGACAAUAUCAGAAGUCCUAACACACCUAAAAUGUGUCAAUAGAAAUAGCAUAAAACAAUAUUAGGAUUUGCACUCGGGGCAAACCAGACACAGAAACUACUUCAGUAGUAUCCAAAAUUUGCCUAAUUCUGUAAAUCCUUAUACUUAAUAGCAAUACAAAUCCAUCAGAACCGUUCAUCUAAAAAUGAUCUUAAUCCUUCAUUUUAAAACAUCACCAAUCUUUUCCAUUCGCUCUUUUCUUUUCAGAAUCGUUCCUCUUCGGGUUCCUUCUGUCACUGCAACUCUUCUCCACCUAUCUUUUGCUUCGGCUUCUUCUCAUACCUUCUUUCUUCAAAUCGGAGUUCCUCAAGAUUGUUGGUUUCCUCAACAACAUCAAAUUUCUAAAAAAGGAAUAUAUCUAUCUGCCGAAAUCUAUCAGGAGUCUAGCCGAUUAUACCUUAAUCUGAGUUGGAGGGAUGCUAUUGAUCCUCAAAGACAAUGGAGUCGAACACAGAAGCUAGCAGCACACUCAAUAGCCUUAGAAAGCCGGAGACUCUCCUUAUGCCAGUGCUAAACACGUUCAGCUAAUAGCUCAGGGUUGCAAGGGAGCAUUUCGAAGAAGCAAAGGCUAGAGGCAUGACCUUUUUUCUUAUCUCAGUAUAAUUGUUAUGCUUUUGAAGAAGAUCGGUAGAAGAAAAGUAAUAUUAACGGGUAACCUGCAGCUAUUCAUUAGUGGUAUUACGUAUGAAAAGUAAAUUAUUUUUUUUAACCCACGUUUGCAUUGGAGCAGAAAUAUUAUUAUAAAUGUCUAUGUAUCCACAUCAGCUUCAUAGGUUGUCUACUAAAGUGACGUGUCCAUUUUUAAUGAGUUGUAAUCCACGUUCCCAUUAAAGUUGCUCUUAUACCCUGUUUUGCUUUA